Messenger RNA from Polychytrium aggregatum, 1358 nucleotides. RefSeq lists its product as uncharacterized. Lineage: Eukaryota; Fungi; Chytridiomycota; Chytridiomycetes; Polychytriales. The record is from RefSeq and is a predicted model, not a curated record. The transcript has a single exon. Bases 222 to 1067 code for a protein of 281 amino acids.
UGGUCUUGCUCUCCUUCCCUCCACGGUCAUGGGCUGAGCUGGGGGCUGUCGUCCCUGCGACGGCCCCUUUGUAACCCUGACUUCCUCCCCCUCGCUCUCGGAUCUUGGCCGGCGUUCUCGGGGGGCUGUCUGCUCACCGAGCCCGCCGGCCGAAACGAUGAGAGCGGGUGCUACCCGCAGCGUGCGGCGGGCGCCUCGGCCCACCCUCUGCACGUCCGCGGAUGCCCUCCCGACCAGGCUUUUUCGAUGGGCUUUCCACUGGUCAUGGGCUGGUUCGCCAGCCCGUCUCCCAACCCCACUGCUGCCCCACCCUAUCCAGAGAAAGCCAAUCUGCUCCUCAUGUCGGUGGAUGGCGAGGCAUAGCAACGACCCUGGGUGCCCGCCGAUUGCUGCGAGCGACGGUGCUGUUCCUUCAAUCUCAUUACACUGCUCGAGUCCGGAAAACAGGAUGCGCGACAGACCAGACGAUUGGCAGGGGAUCUCCCAGGUAUGGCGCUGAUGCCCACCGUUGUGCUGGAUUCUGCUGCGUGCUGCAUGAUGCCGAUGGCUGGAUCUUGGUCUCCUUGCCCCUGGCGCAGAGCCUGUCUCAAGAGCAGCCCACGUUGCGCGGCGGGGUCGCCCUCAGUCGUUUGCGUCUCGACGUCCGCUUCACCCAGUCAAUGUGCUGGGCAGAAUCAACAUGGCGGCCAGUGCGGCGCCCAUGGUUAGACGAUCCUCCCCCAACUCCGUUCAGGCUCCCGUCCCAAGCCCUUGCCGGUCGGCUCAGGCUGGCUCUGCAUCUGUUUGGAUCCAGAGACAUCGGCAAUAACUCAAUGAGGAGAAUGCCGAUGAGAGAUCGCUCGCGCUCUGGGUCCAAUCGGUGCCGAUGCUUGCUUGCUUCCCUUCCGCAAGACUGGCGACCGGGUGCUGAUCGUGGUCGGGUUGGCAAGUCUCCGAAGUUGAUGGUGCGACCCUGGUCAUUUCUGGCUGGUAGUCAUUCGCUUCGCGUCUGGUUCAUCGGCAAAGGCUGUUGGCGGCUUCCCCCCAACGUCGAUCCUUACUGGCACGGAUCGAGACGCUGUUUCUGAAGACAAGCUCGGGAGCCAAGCCUCCAUCUGGUUCAUGCUGAGGCUUUGAAGGACAUGAUGGCCGCCGAGAUGAGACACACGGAGCUCAAGCAUCAGAGCCAAACUUCUGCGCCCCACCAUCCGUCGUCGUAUCUUCCCCCCAUUUUUUUCCCUUCUGAAGCCAGUGAUACGGUGGAUCUGAGAUGAUGCGCAUAUCGCGAAUGCCAUGCAUCCCACAUCCCUUCCGCAUCUCUGGCUCUGACGGGUAUGCCACAACGGUCUUUUAUCGUCAAAACGAAACAGCAAGCCAUC